Molecule: messenger RNA, 552 nt
Organism: Gekko japonicus
Lineage: Eukaryota; Metazoa; Chordata; Lepidosauria; Squamata; Gekkonidae
Product: homeobox protein six1
Exons: 2
Coding region: 1-552 (183 amino acids)
Biological process (GO): regulation of transcription by RNA polymerase II
Cellular component (GO): transcription regulator complex; nucleus
Molecular function (GO): RNA polymerase II cis-regulatory region sequence-specific DNA binding; DNA-binding transcription factor activity, RNA polymerase II-specific
Source: RefSeq, a predicted model, not a curated record
AUGAAUUUCGGUUUCACCCAGGAGCAAGUGGCCUGCGUGUGUGAAGUUCUGCAGCAAGGGGGCAACAUUGAGCGCCUCGGACGCUUCCUCUGGUCGCUGCCGGCCUGUGACCACCUGCAUAAGAACGAGAGCGUCCUCAAGGCCAAAGCGGUGGUGGCCUUCCACCGGGGCAACUUCCGGGAGCUCUACAAGAUCCUGGAGAGCUACCAGUUCUCGCCACACAACCAUCCCAAGCUGCAGCAGUUGUGGCUCAAGGCCCACUACGUCGAAGCGGAGAAGCUGCGCGGCAGGCCACUGGGAGCUGUGGGGAAAUAUAGGGUGAGGCGCAAAUUCCCCCUGCCUCGGACCAUCUGGGAUGGAGAGGAGACCAGUUACUGUUUCAAGGAGAAAUCCCGGAGUGUGUUACGGGAAUGGUACAUCCACAACCCCUACCCAUCCCCUCGCGAGAAGAGGGAGCUGGCUGAAGCCACUGGUCUGACCACCACCCAGGUCAGCAACUGGUUCAAGAACCGACGCCAGAGGGACCGUGCUGCUGAGACCAAGGAGAGGUGA